UCUGUGAUCGACUGGUUGUACUGAAGGACAAUGCAAAGUGAAGAGUCGGUUGCAGGUUCAUCGACUGAUGGCCACAAUGAAUUGGAUUUUAAAUGUUUAUUAUUGAGAAUAUAUUUAUAGAAAAUAGGCCAGCUGUUGACGCUGGUCAUAAACGGAGACUAUAACUCCAAGACGGGGGUGAAUUGUAUUAGCUUGUGUGUAUGUGGCAAUAACCGGGUAAAUAAGCUAGCUAACAUUAGCAAUGGAUCUAAUGAUGGAAUCGCAAUGCGAGUAUUUUAUGUAUUUCCCUGCUGUUCCCAUCACGGACCUUUCCGACCCGUCAAAAUACCGAACUCUCCCCCGUCGCAGUCACCUCUAUCUCGGCGAGACCGUGCAGUUCUUGUUGGUCCUGCGGUCCAGAGAUGAAAGGUCAGGUUCGGGCGGGACAAAGGGAAACGGGGAUAGUGACAGCGGUACCCAGGCUUGGAAGCAGCUGGUCGGGUCCCUCUCCGCUGUAGCAAGUGUCUGCCCCGGAGAGAGCCGACAUCGCUCCCAACUUCACCCCCACGAGUUCCAGAGAAGCUACAGCGACGACGGUGCAGACGAGGACCCCGACGAGGUUGACUUUGCUGCGGGUACAGCCCAUAUAGGCAGAAGGGAGUCCAGGAAUCGAGGCUUCAGAGAAUGCAAGCCGCUUCUCAUUCACAAUAACACGGGGAGUGAUGGGCGGCAGUAUCGGCGGGCACCGAUGCAGUCACCCAUGGACAAGCCAGUGGUACUGAACGAUGAGGUCAUCUUCCCUCUGACCGUCUCAUUGGACAAACUCCACGUCAACACGCUCAAGGUCAAGAUCGUAGUGACAGUGUGGAAGCAGGAGAAGGAGAAGGCAGAGAUCAGGGAACAUGGUUACCUCACCAUCCUACAGCUGAGGAGUCCCACACACACCUUCAGACAGGACCUCAACACCUUCAAGGCCCAGGUCAGCACCACCCUGAGUGUUCUUCCUCCUCCGACUGUGAAAUGUCAACAGAUUACCGUCUCCGGGAAGCACCUGACCGUACUCAAAGUAUUAAACUCCAGUUCCCAGGAGGAGAUGUGUGUUAGGAACGUGAGGGUUCUUCCUAACUUCAACGCGUCCUACCUCCCCAUGAUGCCUGAUGGCUCUGUACUCCUAGUGGACAAUGUCUGCCACCAAUCAGCGGAGGUUACCAUGGCAUCAUUCCACAGAAUGAACAGUAGCUCCUCCCACCUUCCCAGCAUGCUCUCUGCCCUGGAGGAGCAGAACUUCCUGUUUCAGCUGCAGCUCAGAGACCAGCCAGAGGAAGAUUCCAGCGAGGGUCUGGAGGUUCCAUUGGUGGCUGUGCUGCAAUGGUCUACCUCUAAGCUCCCAUUUACCAGGUACAUUUCGACCCACUACCAGCUACCCAGCGUGAGACUGGACUGCCCCCGUUUGGUGAUGACAGCUUCCUGUCAGAGUGCCGUGAGGCCGCAGGAGCACUUCCGGGUCAAAUACACCCUCCUCAACAACCUGCAGGACUUCCUGGCUGUACGCCUGGUCUGGACACCCGAAGGUCGUGGUCGGCAGGAGGACCCGUCAGCGAGUUCUGUGGUGUGUCACUCCCCCCUCAACAACUUGGGACAGUGUCGGAAAGGAUCCACCCUCUCCUUCACAGUUGCCUUCCAGAUUCUCAAGGCAGGACUGUUUGAGUUAAGCCAGCACAUGAAGCUGAAGCUCCAGUUCACAGCGUCCUGUUCCAACCCCCCUGCUGAGGCCAGAGCCAUGUCUCUGUCUCUGUCCCGUAACAACUCUCCCUCCAGCCCUGCAGUCAGAGACCUGCUGGACAGACAGAGUCUGGGACGGUCACAGAGCUUCUCUCACCAACAACCCUCACGGUCACAUCUUAUGAGGACGGGCAGUGUUAUGGAGCGGCGGGCCAUCACUCCUCCAGUGGGAUCUCCAGUGGGUCGACCCCUCUACCUUCCCCCCGAACGCCCCGUCCUCUCACUGGAUAAGAUCGCCAAGAGAGAGUGUAAGGUAUUGGUACUGGAACUUGGAAGAGACUGGGAGAGCGAGGGAGGGAGGGUUGGAGGAAUGAGGUAGAGAGGAAAUAAGAGAUGUGAAGAGGGGGGGGAGAACAUUUUUCAUUGAGCAUUUCAUCCAACCUGAAACAAAAUGCAAAAACUGGUUCACACAAAAAUACAGACCACAGUCACCACACUGAAUGACUUACUCUACAUGACCCACAUCAUUUCAAGACACCGGAGAAGUUACUUUCAACACAAUUCUUUUUCUUUUUUUACUAUUAUUUCAACAUUCUGUUUUAUUCCUUGUUUUAUGUCUUGGUGUGUAAUUAAAUAUGUAAAUAACUGUUUUACACAGAAAAACAUCGGGUGGCGAGCUAGAUCUGCAGUAAUAUUUGGGCUGCCAUUUAACGUGAAAUUCACAGGGUUUGGUUCAUUAAUAAACUUAAUACAUUGUCUAACUAACACUAUUAAGUGUUCUCUAACACUGUUCUGCAUGCGACAUGUUUGAUGUAAAACUUUGGAUGUUCAAGCUAGAGUCCUUGAGUCAAGCAAUAACAAGCAGCCACCCCGCCUCUGUUUUUGUAAAAAUCUUUGGGAUAGGCCUGGAGUGAUGUAACCACUGUCAUAGACAGAGCUAUGGAUGCAAAGACUGACCUUCCAUGAUAUCAAAAUUAUUAUUUUAGCCAUGUUUUGAAGGACUGACCAUUCAUGAUUUCAAAAUUAUUAUUUUAGCCAUGUUUUGAAGGAAUGACCAUUCAUGAUAUCAACAUUAUAAUUUAGCCAUGUUUUGAAGGAAUGACCAUCCAUGAUAUCAACAUGAUAAUUUAGCCAUGUUUUGAGGCUGUACAGUGUUUGUUUACAUUGUUUUACUCCAAUGUUUGUAAACAAACUUAUAUUUUUGGUUCUGAUGGGGUACGACUGUUGCUCUUGAGGCAUUUAUAAUAUUCUUCAAGAAUCAAUGGGUAUAUAUAAUUCCUAAGUAAAAAAAAAAAUGAUGUAGCAACUAAGGAUUCUAGCUUUAACAAAAGCACCAGGAUGACCCAGAGAAAAGGCUGAGUUCGGUUUCAUUGUGGAAAAAAUGUAGUUUCACUCUUGUUACAAUGUGUUGUAGUUUAGUGACUAAGGGUGUUACGUUCCCCAGUUUCUGUGUUGUGGGAGGCGUGCGUAACAAAGGGCCACAGUCUCUACACUGAAUUUAAAACAUUUCAUAUUUUUUUCUUUGCACUGGCUAUCAGAGAUUUUGUGUAUUUGUCGGAUUUUUAUUAUUUUAUUUUGUCAGCAUUUGCUGCUGCUUAAAAAUCUACAAUUUUCUCAUCUCCUUAGUACACUACAUAUUAGUACACACUCCAUGAUAGGGAAUAAUCCUGCAUCCUUUCCAAUCAUUUGUCUUUCCUUUGCGUCCCUAUACAACCUACAGUCUAAUGGAUUUAACAAUGGUGGAACCUCUCUCCAAUCCAAUACUUUUACAUCCAAGCCGGGAAAUUGUGCAAGUGCACAUUUUGGGAGAAGGGUGGUGGAGAAUUGGGACAUAGCCUGCCACUGUGGUUCACAGCUGUUUAAGCUUUGACUGGUUGAGCCUGUUGAUCGUUGUAGUCAUUCAGACUUGACCUUAUUAUUAGGGAUUUAGUCCUAUUGGCUAAUCCAGAAUAGUGCAUUAUUUAAAGUCAGUCCCUGUAGCUGUUUUCAACUGUUUCCAUUUGUGUUAGUAACAUGAAUGAUCGUGGUGUGUGUGUGUGUGUGUGUGGUAUGCUUCUGAAUGAGCCUAAAACACUGGAUCUAUAUUUGUCUUUUCAUUUUAUUUUCUGGUUCAUAAACCAAUGGGAAUGGCCAAGAGGUAUCUAUCCCUGAUGUAAAAGACAAUGUGAUAUUCGGUGGGGACAUUUCAAACAAUCUGACAAAAUGUGACUGUCUACUGAGUGGUAUGCCUCAUUUUCCCUGGACACAAACUACUUUCUUGUGUAUCCUUUGUUCAUUUCUAUAUCUUGUCAAGAAGGACACAAGAGACUUGAGUAGAGGAUGUAGUUUGCUAUUAUUGUGUUUGUUUUUUGUUUAAUUUCUGAUGAAAAAACUCUGCAUUGUUGGAAAAGGACCCGUAAGUAAGCAUUUCACUGUUAGUCUCCACGUUUUUGAUUCCGAAGCAUGUGACAUUUUUUGUUGUUGUUGAUUCCAGGCUUUGUUUAAUGCUAGUGGUAGAUCAUUGGUAAAGAAUAGAGAACAGUAAAGGACCAAGACAGCUGCCUUGCAGAAUACCACUUUUCCAUUAAAGAAGACCCUCUGUGUUAUAUUGGAUAGAUACAGUGCAUUCGGAAACUAUUCAGACCCUUUUACUUUUUCCACAUUUUGUUAGGUUACAGCCUUAUUCUGAAAUGGAUUACAUUGUUUUUUCCCCCACAUCAAUCUACACACAAUACCCCAUAAUGACGAAGCAAAAACAGGUUUUUAGAAAAACCUAUUCAGACCCUUUACUCAGUACUUUGUUGAAGCGCCUUUGGCAACAAUUACAGCCUUGUGUCUCUGCAGAUCCUCUGAAACUCUGUCAGAUUGGAUGGGGAGUGUCGCUGCAGAGCUAUUUUCAGGUCUCUCCAGACAUGUUCGAUCGAGUUCAAGCACGGGCUUUUGCUGGACCACUCAAGGACAUUCAGAGACUUUUCCCGAUGUUGUCUUGGCUGUGUGCUUAGUGUUGUUGUCCUGUUGGAAGGUGGACCUUUGCCCCAGUCUGAAGUCCUGAGCCAUCUGGAGCAGAUUUUCAUCAAGGAUCUCUCCAAACUUUGCUCCGUUCAUCUUUCCCUCGAUCCUGACUAGUCUCCCAGUACCUGCCGCUGAAAAACAUCCCCGCAUCGUGAUGCUGCCACCACCAUGCUUCACCGUCGGGAUGGUGCCAGGUUUCCUUCAGACGUGAAGGUUGGCAUUCAGGUCAAAGAGUUCAAUCUUUGACGUGAAGGUUGGCAUUCAGGUCAAAGAGUUCAAUCUUGGUUUCAUCAGACUAGAGAAUCUUGUUUCUCAUGGUGAGAAUCAUUUAGGUACCUUUUGGCAAACUCCAAGCGGACUGCCAUGUACCUUUUACUAAGGAGUGGCUUCCAUCUGGCCACUCUACCAUAAAGGCCUGAUUGGUGGAUUGCUACAGAGAUGGUUGUCCUUCUGGAAGGUUCUCCCAUCUCCACAGAGGAACUCUAGAGCUCUGUCAGAGUGACCAUCGGGUUCUUUAUCACGUCCCUGACCAAGGCCCUUCUCCCCGAUUGCUCAGUUUGGCCAGGCGGACAGCUCUAGGAAGAGUCUUGGUGGUUCCAAACUUCAUCCAUUUAAGAAUGAGUGAGGCCACUGUGUUCUUGGGAACCUUCAGUGCUGCAGAAAUGUUUUUAUACCCUUCCCCAGAUCUGUGCCUCGACACAAUCCUGUCCUGGAGCUCUACGGACAAUUCCUUCGACCUCAUGGCUUGGUUUUUGCUCUGACAUGUACUGUCAACUGUGGGACCUUUUAUAUAGACAGGUGUGUGCCUUUCCAAAUCGUGUCCAAUCAAUUGAAUUUACCACAGGUGGACUCCAAGUUGAAGAAACAUCUCAAAGAUGAUCAAUGGAAACAAAAUGCACCUGAGCUCAAUUUUGAGUCUCAUAGCAAAGGGUCUGAAUACUUAUGUAAAUAAGGUAUUUCUGUUUUUUAUUUUGAAUACAUUUGCAAAAUAUUCUUUAAACCUGUUUUUACUUUGUCAUUAUGGGGGUAUUAUGUGUAGAUUGAUGAGGAUUGUUUUUUUGAAAAAGGCUGUAAGGUAACAAAAUGGGGGAAAAGUCAAGGGGUCUGAAUACUUUCCGAAUGCACUGUAGCUGUCAACCCAUAGUAGAGUAGAGGAUGUAGGCUUGUUUAUCAGGAUUUAUUUUGUUUGUUUUUAUUUACCUUGAAAAACAGCCCCAUUCCAUCUGCAUUUCCAUUGUUCCCUUUAUCAGAGAAAAAGUUUGGUCAUAACAUUUCCAUUCCUUUCCUUUUGUGAUUUGAAAUUAAUUUAUUAUUUCCACUCAGACCAAAGUAACUCAUAAUUGCAUUGUUUAUGUAUAUUUUGGACUUAUUUUUAACAGGAAUUUGUUUUUAAGCACUUUAUUUACAUUUGAAUUGUAUUGUUCAUGGUUCCUCGGACACACAAACACAAGGAAUGCCUUGAAUGCAAACGUCUGUUGGCAAAAAGUGUUUUGAAUUUGCAACAAACAUUUUGGAAAAAAGUGUUUUUGGUCACUCCUAGUUUGUUGCACUGACUGAAUAAAGACAAUUGGAAAGA
Messenger RNA from Salvelinus fontinalis (brook trout), 6268 nucleotides. Its product is annotated as trafficking protein particle complex subunit 14-like. The coding region runs from base 242 to 2080 and encodes 612 amino acids. Gene Ontology annotation, cellular component: TRAPPII protein complex. The transcript has 11 exons. Gene Ontology annotation, biological process: cilium assembly. The record is from RefSeq and is a predicted model, not a curated record. Gene Ontology annotation, molecular function: alpha-tubulin binding. NCBI's taxonomy places the organism in Eukaryota, Metazoa, Chordata, Actinopteri, Salmoniformes, Salmonidae.